Molecule: messenger RNA, 1383 nt
Organism: Colletotrichum karsti
Lineage: Eukaryota; Fungi; Ascomycota; Sordariomycetes; Glomerellales; Glomerellaceae
Product: TATA box binding protein associated factor
Exons: 2
Coding region: 1-1383 (460 amino acids)
Biological process (GO): RNA polymerase II preinitiation complex assembly; transcription initiation at RNA polymerase II promoter
Cellular component (GO): SLIK (SAGA-like) complex; transcription factor TFIID complex; SAGA complex
Molecular function (GO): transcription coactivator activity; protein heterodimerization activity; RNA polymerase II general transcription initiation factor activity
Source: RefSeq, a predicted model, not a curated record
AUGGCGGCCAACGACGCGCCCAAGCUCCUCUGGAACCCAGAAAACGUCAAGGACGUCGCCGAGUCCGUCGGCAUCUCCAACCUCAACGACGACGCGCAGCGCUGCCUCACCCAGGAUGUCGAGUACCGCAUCGGCCAGGUCAUCGUCGAGGCCCUGCGCUUCAUGCGCGCAGCUCGCCGCACGACGCUGACCGUUAACGACAUCAGCACCGCUCUCAAAGUCCUCAACGUCGAACCUCUGUACGGCUAUGACUCGACGCGCCCGCUGCGCUACGGCGAGGCCAGCUUGGGUCCCGGCCAGCCGCUGUUCUACAUCGAGGACGAGGAGGUCGAUUUCGAGAAGCUCAUCAACGCGCCCCUUCCCAAGGUCCCGCGCGACAUGAGCUUCACAGCACACUGGCUCGCAAUCGAAGGCGUCCAACCCUCGAUCCCCCAAAACCCGACCACCGCCGAGUCUCGAAGUCAAGAACUCGUACCCAAGGGUCCAGGCGCUAACCCUGCCCUGGCCGCUCUUGCCGGAAACGAUUCCCUCUCCUUCCGCCCUGCCGUCAAGCAUGUCGUCUCCAAGGAACUCAUCCUCUACUUCGAAAAGGUCCAAAACGCCCUCCUCGACGAUAACCCCGACGAAGAAGUCGUGCGCCUCCGCCAGGCCGCCCUCGAGUCCGUCCGCGACGACCCCGGCCUGCAUCAGCUGAUCCCCUACUUCAUCAACUUCGUCGCCAACCAAGUCACGCACCGCCUCGACGACGUCUUCACCCUCCGCCAGUCGAUGGAGCUGACCCUAGCCCUGAUAUCGAACAAGAAGCUUUACCUCGACCCGUACGCCAACUCCAUCGCAGCACCAGUGUUGACCUGCAUCCUCAGCCGCAAGAUUGGCAACGAGGACGGCGCCAACUUUAUUCGCGAGCAGUACGAGCUCCGCGAGUUCUCCGCUUCCCUGCUCGGCCAGAUCGCGCGCAAGUACGCCGCUUCGAACAACCUGCUUCGUCCCAAGCUGGUGCGCACAUGUCUCAAGUUCUUCAUGGACCCGGAUAAGCCGCCCGCCACGCACUUCGGUGCCAUCUCGGGUGUCGCGUCUGCCGGCGGGCCUGAGGCUGUCAGGGUGCUAGUGCUCAAGUGUCUCCGGGCGUACAGCGACAACAUCUUGCAGCCGUUGAAAGAUAAGGAAGGCAUCGAGUUCGAGAUGUUGGUGGGUGGCAUUCUUAAGGCUAUUGCUACCAUGGUCGAGGACGAGAGGACCGCUGUCAACGGUGUCAAUGGCAGCGUCGACAAUCACGCCGCAGAGCUCAAUGAGUUCAUCGGCCCCAUUCUGGGCGAGCGGCUGAUUAACCUGGGAAACAGGAGACUGGUGCGACAGGUGCUGGAUGCUCGCAACAUUGAAUAG